This is a messenger RNA of Peniophora sp. CBMAI 1063, 942 nucleotides long. The record is from the annotation of a GenBank genome assembly. NCBI's taxonomy places the organism in Eukaryota, Fungi, Basidiomycota, Agaricomycetes, Russulales, Peniophoraceae.
AUGGCUCACCUCACCCCCGGAAAGUGGGAUGCCCGCUACCUCGGCCCCGUCCCCCACGACAGCUCUUACUACGCCAAGUGCAUGCUCGGCGGUGUCCUUGCUUGCGGUAUCACGCACGCAGGUAUCACCCCGCUCGAUGUCGCCAAGUGCAACAUGCAGGUCAACCCGGCAAAGUACAAGGGUACCAUCUCUGGCUUGAAGCUCAUCGCCGCUGAGGAGGGCUCUGGUGCCGUCUGGAAGGGCUUCGGCCCCACGUUUGUCGGUUACUCUCUCCAGGGCAUGUUCAAGUACGGUCUCUACGAGGUCUUCAAGGACCAGUACAUGAACCUUGCCGGCAAGGAGGCCAGCGAGCAGUACAAGGGCCUGAUCUGGCUCGCUGGUUCGGCUUCUGCCGAGUUCUUCGCCGACAUCGCUCUCUGCCCGCUUGAGAUGGCGAAGGUCAAGAUCCAGACGAGCCCUGCUGGCACCUUCCCCGUCGCUUUCGGCCCUGCUCUCUCCCAGAUGAGCGCACUCAAGGCUGAGACCCGCUUCCCCUUCGGCUCGCUCGUCCCCCUUUGGUCGCGCCAGAUCCCCUACACGAUGGCCAAGUUCUACUUCUUCGAGAAGAUCGUCCAGCUCUUCUACACGCACGUCUUCACCGCGCCCAAGGACACCUACGGCAAGGGCACCCAGCUCGGUGUCACCUUCGCCUCCGGUUACCUCGCCGGUGUCGUCUGCGCCAUCGUCUCCCACCCGGCCGACUCGCUCGUCUCGCAGAUGGGCAAGCUCGAGAACCGCGGCAAGGGCUUCGGCCAGAUCGUCUCGGAGGUCGGCUUCGGCAACCUCGCCACGAAGGGUCUCGGGACCCGUGUGGUCAUGAUUGGUACCCUCACCGGCUUCCAGUGGUGGAUCUACGACACCUUCAAGUCGUCCAUGGGCAUGGGCACGACCGGUGGCAAGUAA